AUGGCAUCCGAAACUGGUACAAGUAUCGUGUCAAACGAAAGAUGCGAUGUAAAUAAUACGAUUCAGCAAAUAUUUGAAUCAUUACAAACGGAAACAACAAGUGUAAAAGUAUCAAGAACAACGUGGAACAGUGUUAUUAAAGAGACAAAAGAAUUUUCGGACAAUUUCACUUUACAUUCAAUUAGGACGCCCACGAUUUUCUCUACAGCGUCAUCGUUUAAUACAAACACCGAAAGAAACGAAUUACGGAAAAACGUGAAUUUCAUGAGCUCUUCUGGUGAUGUGGAAAAACAUAUUAAUUUUAAAAUUGCCGUCAAUUCUGAAUUACGUACACCAUCUAUGGAAUCCCACAACAUGUCCAAUCAAAGGAAUGAUCUGGAUAAUGUUGCUUGUAUUUCUGAACAACCAGACGGGAAUUCAGAUCAUUGCAAUAAUGAAUUAAUGAAAACUUUAAUUGAACCAGUUCAACAUGCUAUUCAUAUUGAUUUAGCAUGUAAUAAAGAUACAACAAUAUCUGGAGGAUUACAUACAUUGUCAACAAAGCUAGAGGGAUGUGUAAAUUUUGAACAUGGUAAUACACCUCAAUUGGGAGAAAGCCCUCAAAGUAAUGGUGAAGUAAUUAGUAGUCCAAGAAGUCCAGAUUAUCCUCCAAGAGUUUCUGAUAGUCCAAACAGUCCAAAUACAACACUGCCUAGUAGUAUGACAUCACCAAUUAUGAUUUCAACUAUUGUAAUGGAUACAGCAAAAUAUAAUGCAGAAACCACAAAUAAUUUAACUAAAGUUUGUAAAAAUCUUUCUUAUUCUUUUUGUGGAAAAUUGGAAAAAACUGAAGAACAAGUUCCUGUUACGCAAAUAAAAUCAAAUGAGAAAGAAAAAAUUGAUAACAAAAUGGAUAUAAUUCGCAAAGAUGUAAAAUCAGAAUCUAUUGAAAUAAAAACAGAAUUAGUAAAUUCUCAAGAACAAUUAAAUAUAAUUAAGUCAGAUUGGAUUAGUGAUAACAUAUCUACAACAAUAAUUGGGUGUAAAGAGGCUGUAUUGCCUCAUGAUAAAUCAAUAAAUUGUAUUCGUAUUUCUUCGAGUUCCCAUUCUAAAUCAUAUUCAUCUUCAAGAGAAAAACGAAAUAAAGAACAUAAUGAACGACGUUAUUGUUCAAGAUGUUAUAAACGUAGUAAAAUAAAACGAGCAAGCAUUGGCGUACAAUGUAAAAGAGAUCGUAGCAUACUUCCAUUAAGCAGUAAACCAAUGUCUCAUUCAUUUUCAAAAUCUACAAAUGAAAAUCUCAGAUUAAAUUUGCAAACAAAAAAUUAUAAAAUGCUUCACAAUAUACCAGUUAAAAGUGAAUUAUUAGAAGGCCUCAAAUAUAAGAAAUUCAUUCAUAUAGAAACUUAUCCUAAUGGUGGUGCAACAGUUGUUCAUAUGUAUCAAGAUGAAAUUGAUACAUUAUCUAAUGAACAAAUAGAAGAAUUAGCUCAGGAAUAUUUCAAAGUAGUUUUUGGAGAAGAUGAAAAUGGUAAUGCGUAUCACGUCAUGGGAAUAGUACAUAAUGCUGCAGCGUAUCUUCCUGAUCUCUUAGAUUAUAUGGCAGAUAAUUAUCCAACAUUAACUGUUAAAAAUGGUGUAUUAGGAAGAAACAGUGAUAUAGAAACUACAACUAUGGUACAAUACAAAGAACAAGUGUGUAAAGCUUAUAGUAAUGGUACUGUUAGAUAUGGUCCUCUCCAUCAAAUAAGCCUUGUAGGAACUGUUCAUGAAGAAGUUGGUGGAUAUUUCCCAGAUCUUCUACAAAAAUUAGAAGAAAAUCCAUUUUUAAAAUUAACCAUGCCUUGGGGUCCAUUAUCUGUUGUAAAGAUGGAUACUCCCCAAGAAUCAAACGAUGGUCCAAUUUUAUGGAUCAGACCAGGUGAACAAUUAGUUCCAACAGCAGAUAUAAAUAAGAGUCCUUAUAAACGGCGCAGAACGGGCAUUAAUGAAUUACGAAAUCUGCAGUAUUUGCCACGUCUUAGUGAAGCUCGUGAAUAUAUGUUUGAAGAUCGUACUAAAGCACAUGCUGAUCAUGUUGGUCAUGGAUUAGAUAGGAUGACUACAGCAGCAGUUGGUGUAUUAAAAGCUGUUCAUGGUGGACAACCAUCAGAAUAUAAUAGAAUUACAAAAGAUGUUGUAGCUUUUUAUGCUGGCGAUUUUCCUGAAUUAGUUGAAAAAUUGCAAUUAGAUCUUCAUGAACCACCAAUAUCGCAAUGUGUACAGUGGGUUGAAGACGCCAAAUUAAAUCAAUUACGUAGACAGGGUAUUCGUUAUGCUAGAAUAAAUUUAUAUGAUAAUGAUAUUUACUUUUUACCGCGUAAUAUAAUUCAUCAAUUUAGAACGGUUUCCGCAGUUUCAAGUAUAGCAUGGCACGUUCGAUUAAAACAGUAUUAUCAAGAAUCACAACACAGUUCAAACAUUAGACAUGGACGUGUUGGAAAUGAACAGUGUCAUCGUAUAAAAGAAAAGAAACCAUUGGAAACUGUGAAUAUAGGAGAUGAACAAAAAGAAAAUACAAAUCGCCAACGUGUGGAACAAAAACAUUCUAUUGAUUCACUCGAAGAAAAAAAAGCAAAAGAAAGAGCUGCUGAAUAUCAAGGGAAUUUGAAGAAAUCAGAUCAUCAUGGUAAGCGUAAAGAAGAUCGUAAAAAUAGAGAUCAUACAAGACAUUCUUCCAUUUCAAGUACAAGGAAAAAUUCUAUAGGUAAUAACGAUAAUUGUUCGAAUCUUUUUAAUAACAAAUCUACAAAAAAUAGUACAAUAGAACAAAAGCAAAACAAUGAAAAAAGAGAUGACAAGAAAUCUGAAAGAAGACACGAAGACCGACAUCGAUCCAAUGAAAAAUCUACUCAUCAUUCUCAUAGUAGUAGUAGUAGCAGUAGUAGUAGUAGUAGUACCAGUAGUAAUAGCAGUCAUUCUAGAGAGAAAAAAAAGUAUGAUUAUAGUCAUAAAUUAGAUCAUAAUCGAAGUCAUCACAAUCGAUCUAGUAGUAAUAAUACAUUAAGUAAAGAAAGCAUUUCAACUAUUACAGAAUCUAAAUUAACAAAUAAAUUAAACAUCGCGGGAUCUUCAUCAAAAGAAGAUAAAAAACGAUUAUGUUCAUCAGAGAUUUGUUUAAAACAUGAAAAUUUUGAUUGUAAUACUGUUAGUCUUGAACAAAAUAUAUUAGCACAACGUCAGUUAAUAGCGAAAACUUAUGCAACGGAAGUUGUUGACAAAGCUUUGGAAAUUGCAAUAUAUAAGUCAAAGACCGACGUAGAGGAAGUUUGUCAAUCUUUACGAACUGGCGUUGCAGAAGCUUCUAAAGAAAUAUUAGAAAAAAUUCAUAAAGAAAGUUUUGAAAUUGCUGAACAAAAAUAUAAAGAUGAUAAAACAAAAUUAGAACGAUAUUGUCAAUUAUUGGAAAUAGAAACAACAUUGGCAUUUACAUCAAAAAUGGAAUGUGCAACUGAAAAUGCAGUAAAAGCUCUAAUUGAAAUGGCUGAAGAUGAAGCUAAAGAAAUAUCAAAAAAUGAAAAAGUUUCUAUGUUAACAAGUAAUACUUGUGAAGAAAGUUCACUUCCAAUAUCGAAAAUUGCCAAUUCUUCCUCUUCUUCUUCAAUAACCUCUACAUCCUUGUUAGCAGAAACUGAAAGACAUAGUAGUAGGAACAUUAGCAGCGAUGAAAAUUCAUUUAAAUUGUCAUCUGAUGUGCAUACAACGCAUUCAGAAUCUAAAAGAAAGUAUAGAGAUGAUAAAAGUUCUAGAAGUCAACGACAUAAAGACAGAAGAAAUCGAGAUAGACGUGAUAAAGUACAUAAGAGGCAUCAUCAUCAAAGUAAUCCUCAGAGUAAUAAAUAUGAAAAUAAAACUGGAGAAAUUAAUAAAGAAGAUUCAUCGAAAAUCAUUUCACUAUCUAAAGAUUGUAACAUUUCUAGUAAAGCUACCGAUCGCACAGAUAGUAAAGAUAGUGACAGGAAACUAGAAAAAAGAAGAGACAGACAUCAUAGUCAUGCAAGAGAUGGACAGAAAAAAUCAUCUAGUAAUCGUUCUUCGAAAGAUGAUACAGCAUCGAGUCGUUCUCAUUCAUCGAGUUCAAAUCAUAAAAGAAAGUCGAGUUCAUUUGAGGAACAUAAGGAAUCAAAGAAAGCAUGUAUUGAAAAGAAUAUAACCACAGCUGUAACGGAACAAAAUACUCUUGGUAAUACAUUAACUCUAAUAACAAUGACUACAGUGGCUCAAUCAACAACGACAAAUACAGUCGUAUCAACGUGAAAAAAUGAAAGUUAUUUUAAGCUGUAGUACAAUCUGCUUAUUAGAUUAAAAGUUCGCACAAUCGAGCUCAUAUGCCGAUAAUCUCAUGUGGACUCUAACUGAUUUGGAUAUAAUAAAUUAUAUCCAACAUAUAUUCAAAUUUACAGAAAUAUGAGACGCAUGAAAUAUCAUAAAAAUUUGGUAAUGUCAUCAAAAUAGAAAUAAUUGCCACGUUUUAUGCAAAGACCAGUUAGAACAGAUUAUCAUUUCUAUGCAAUUCUACACGCCUUAGUCUUAGUAAAAAAAAUUGAAAUUGUAAAUGUAGUAUUAUCAUCUAAGAGCACUUUCUAAUAUUGAAUCGCAAAAAUUAUUUUGCUAUAAAAUUCUGAAGCGUCUCAUAUACUGUUAAGAGAGUGAAAAAAGAAAAUUAAAGAUAUAUAUUAUAGGAUAGGUGACCAAUACGAUAUGUACAAACAAAAUUUGUACAAAUUUGUGAUCAGAUAUAAUUCAAUCAGCACAUUAGUGCUGUACAUUGUAAAUAGAUUAAUAUAUUUGCUCUAUUCAAAAAAUUGUGCAGCGAAUUUUGCUUCAACUGUAUACAUAUGUACAUAUAAAUGUAUGUACAUAUGAUAAAAAUCAUGUGUGUAUAUGUGCACAUGUAUGAUUUUUAUACAUGUUAUAUACACGUGCUGCAUAUAUAAUUGUAUGUGAGAAUAUGUGUGUAUGGAUAUGUAUGUGUGUAUAUGUAUAUAUGAAUAUUUGUAAAAGAAGAUGGAAAUGUAAAUUAUUUAUAGUUUUAUUGAACAUUCUUUAGAGUUGAAGAUUCUGAUUUAUUUUAAAAUUUUAUUUCCUUCAUUUUUAAACAAUUAAAUUGAAAAGUAAAACUUGAUAACUGGUUAAACAAAAAGAUCGUUCCCCGACAUGUAAAUUAUUUAAAAUUAAUUUUCAUGAUACAAAGAAAAAUUAUAUGUAGUAGUUAUUAAAUGAAAAAAAUAUUAUAACGUUCUACUAAAAGAAUUGUGCA
Apis laboriosa (Himalayan honeybee) is the source of this 5278-nucleotide messenger RNA. RefSeq lists its product as uncharacterized. The transcript is spliced from 5 exons. The record is from RefSeq and is a predicted model, not a curated record. Gene Ontology annotation, cellular component: nucleus. Bases 1 to 4275 code for a protein of 1424 amino acids. NCBI's taxonomy places the organism in Eukaryota, Metazoa, Arthropoda, Insecta, Hymenoptera, Apidae.